UGUACGGGGGGUUUGCUGUGCGAUGAGGCCAGUGCACUGGAUUAGAUUGGCGCUGCAGAAGAGAGCCGCGGAUCACAGGCGCUGGUUCUGACAAGCCGGGAGAAGGAGAGCAGAGAGCCGGAUAGAGGUGAGGCUGCUCCCGCUGCUGCUGCUCCCACUGCUGCUGCGGCUUGUGCUGCCCGGAGUAACACCAUGCCGCUGGCAAUCUGGCUGCUGGGACUUAUGUGUCACCUUGCUGCACUCGCCCGGAGCUUGCACACGCAUCGACUUCACCCAAAGCAAGAGAGUUUCAUCAGGCAGCUGUCAGCAUAUGAAAUUGUAACUCCGGUUCGAUUGAAUGAUUUUGGGGAGUCAUUCCCACAUCAGCGGCACUACAGGCGAAGAAAGAGGAGUGCAGACCAGGAUUUGGCAGCAGCUUUCAGAGUGCAUUACCGGAUCGAGGCAUUUGGUGAGCGCUUCCACUUCAACUUGAGCGCUGAUGCAGGCUUCAUUGCGCCAACCUAUGCUGUAACGCACCUGGGAUUGCCAGAGGACCCUGGGCCCAACACUGAGGAUAUGCGUCACUGCUUCUUUCGAGGACAUGUCAAUGAACAACAGGGACACCCUGCCGUCUUUAGCUUGUGCACCGGCCUCAUUGGCACAUUUACAACCCAUAAUGGAGAAUAUUUCCUGGAACCACUGAUGAGCGCUGAUGAAGAGCAAUAUGAUGAAGAACACAAUAAACCUCAUCUUGUGUACAAACAUGAAAGGAGGAAGAGUCCAGAGAGUGACCGAGCUGAACCAUGUGCUUCUUCAGAUAAUAUAAAAGAUCACGUCCAUAUCCACAGUAAUAGAAGCCUUGUAGAAGAGGUCAAGUCAGUAUGGGAAACUAUGGACAAACGUAUCCCAGGAUCACACCAAUCAAACUCAAAAACCCAUCAUGGUGGCAGCCGCAAGAAGCGCUUUCUGUCCUACCCACGCUUUGUGGAAUUGAUGGUCACUGCAGACGCCAAAAUGGCACGACACCAUGGACGCAAUCUGGAACACUUCAUUCUAACAAUCAUGUCAGUAGUGGCUGCAGUGUACAAAGACCCCAGUGUUGGAAACCUUAUCAAUGUUGUAAUAGUCAAAUUGAUCAUUAUUCACAAUGAACAGGAAGGGCCAAAUAUAAAUUUUUAUGCUGCUACGACACUGCACAACUUCUGUGUUUGGCAACAAAGUCAGAAUGUUCGGGAUGACAGCGAUCCAUCUCAUCACGAUACCGCACUACUCAUUACUAGGGAGGACAUCUGUCGAGCAAAAGACAAGUGUGACACAUUAGGCCUGGCAGAGUUGGGCACGAUGUGUGAUCCGUAUCGAAGCUGCUCUAUCAGCGAAGAGAAUGGUCUAAGCUCCUCCUUCACCAUUGCCCACGAGUUGGGCCAUGUAUUUAACAUGCCUCAUGAUGACAACCCAAAGUGCAGAGAAGCAGGAAUAAAGCAUCAGUAUCACGUCAUGGCCCCAACUCUAAAUUACGACACCAGCCCCUGGUCCUGGUCCAAGUGCAGCCGGAAGUACAUAACUGAGUUUCUCGAUACCGGUUAUGGGGAGUGUCUGUUGGACGAACCAGUUGUCAGAUCCUACGUUCUUCCUGUCAAGCUUCCAGGUCAACUCUACAAUGCUAAUCGGCAAUGUGAGCUGAUGUUCGGACCAGGCUCCCAAGUCUGCCCAUUUAUGAGACAGUGCAAGAGGCUCUGGUGCACCAGCUCAGAGGGGGACCAUAAAGGCUGCCGCACACAGCACAUGCCCCUGGCUGAUGGAACUGAAUGUGGACAUGGAAUGCACUGCAGACGUGGUAUGUGUGUGAAUAAAGAGAUAGAGGGGAGGCCGGUGCAUGGUGAGUGGGGGCCGUGGGGACCCUACAGUGUGUGUUCCAGGACCUGUGGUGGAGGCACACGUAGCACAUCCAGAGACUGCAACAAGCCUGAACCGAGGAACGGUGGGCGCUUUUGUGUGGGGCGCCGCAUGAAGUUCCGUUCCUGUAACACGGAGCCAUGUCCAAGAGGCCCCAAAGACUUUAGAGAGGAGCAGUGCUCGCAGUUUGAUGGCAAACACUUCAACAUCAAUGGUCUAACCCCCACUGUCCGUUGGGUGCCCAAAUACAGCGGCAUCCUAAUGAAAGAUCGAUGUAAGCUGUUCUGUCGUGUGUCGGGGUCGAUGGCUUACUACCAGCUGCGAGAUCGAGUGGUUGAUGGAACACCUUGUGAUCCAGACACCUACGACAUCUGUGUACAAGGCCUCUGCAGGCAAGCAGGUUGUGAUCAUGUGUUAAACUCGAAGGCAAGAAACGACAAAUGUGGAGUGUGUGGAGGGGACAAUUCCUCUUGUAGAACUGUUGCUGGCACCUUUAACAAUGCACAAUAUGGUUAUAAUGUCGUGGUCCGAAUACCAGCUGGUGCAACCAACAUUGAUAUAAGGCAGUUUAGCUACUCAGGAACACCAGAAGAUGAUAACUACCUCGCUCUUUCUGACAGCCAGUCCAAUUUCCUGCUGAACGGGAACUUUGUGGUGUCUAUGUUUAAAAGGGAAGUCUCCUUUAAGGGAACAGAGUUUGAAUACAGUGGCUCCAACACCACAGAGGAGCGCAUCAACUGCACAGAGCGUAUUGAAGAUGAGCUCAUCCUACAGGUGCUGUGUGUAGGAAACCUCUAUAAUCCUGAUGUACGUUAUUCCUUUAACAUACCUAUAGAGGAACACCGAGAGCAGUUUGUGUGGGACCCCUCAGGCCCCUGGCAAGAGUGCUCUCGCAUGUGCCAAGGCGAGCGUCGGAGAAAACCAGUUUGCGUACGGAAAAGUGAUCAGCUGGUGGUGUCGGACCAGAGGUGUGAACAUCUUCCUCGACCAAGGGGUGCUAUGGAGCCAUGCAAUACAGAAUGUGAACUCAGGUGGCAUGUAGCGGGUAGGAGUGAGUGCUCAUCCAAAUGUGGACCUGGCUAUCGUAUGCUGGAGGUGCUGUGUAUGCGCUACAGCCGGCUGAAGAGAGGUAGUGAGAGAGUGGAAAUUCGGGCGUGUGCAGAUCUGGCAAAACCUCAGAGCCGUGAGCCCUGUCAUGGAGAUUGUCUGCUGAAGAGCUGGCAGUACAGUGACUGGUCUCAGUGUUCUAAGAGCUGUGGACGUGGUACCCGCACUCGCGAUUCUUAUUGCAUGAAUAACAUCGGCCUCAGGCUGGCAGAGCACGAGUGUUCUGAGUACCAGAAAGUUGUUUCUGAACCUUGCAAUGACAUUCCAUGUCCUGAUUGGUCCUUCAAUGAGUGGACUGAGUGUACAGUGACAUGUGGUAAGGGGAUGAGACACAGGCUGGUGUUCUGUGUUUCAGCAGAGAAGCGACUCAGUGAUGAGCUCUGUGAUCCCAGCAGCAAACCCCCCUCCGUAAGCAGCUGUGUGCUCUCGGAGUGUGCCUCCUGGCAAGCCGGUGUCUGGAGUGCGUGUGCAGUAACCUGUGGUCAUGGAUACCAAAUGCGAGCUGUAAGGUGUAUGUCUGGUGCUUAUGGUGAGACUGUCAACGACAGGGAGUGUAAUGCAGCUUUUAGACCAAGAGAUAGCCAGGAGUGUGAGUUGCCAGCCUGUCCCCAAACAUCAGCAGCGCUCAGCACACCACAACCUGCAGCACCUGUAAAGCUCCACAGCCAGUGGAGAUUUGGUUCCUGGACUACAUGCUCAGUCUCCUGUGGGAAGGGUGAGAGAGCACGCUAUGUUAGCUGCAGAGAUACUCAGGGAGGAGUAGCUGAUGAGACUUUCUGUGCCCAUCUACCUCGACCACCAGAAACCUCAGUCUGCUUUAGCCCGUGUGGCCAGUGGAGAGAAGGAGAGUGGUCACCUUGCUCCGUAUCGUGCAGUGUGGGUCGCUCCACACGGCAAGUGGUGUGCAUGAACUAUAACCAGCAGGUGGAUGAGUCUUACUGUCACCCAGAUGAGAAGCCUAGCACUGAUCAGGAGUGUGCCGCAGCCCCAUGUCACUCAGUCUACCAGCUAUGGCCCAAAAACCAACCCUACUUCCCCCGCGACCCCCGUAGCCAUCCGGGACACAGCAGCUGGAAUGUGCCAUCUGCAGAUCACCAGUGGAGGACAGGGCCAUGGGGAUCAUGCUCCAGUACAUGUGAAGGUGGUUUCCAGAGAAGAGUGGUGGUCUGUCAGGACUCAGAGGGUCGCAGCACUAAUUACUGUGAUGAAAGAGUCAAACCCAGUGAAUCAAAGAGCUGUGACUCAGGACCAUGUCCUCUGUGGAACUAUGGCAUCUGGGGGGAGUGUAGUCAGUCAUGUGGUGGCGGGCAGAGGACGCGGCUAGUGGUAUGUCAGCGUCCAAACGGGCAGAGACUGAACGAGCACAACUGUGACAUGCUUGACAAACCUCCCGAUAUGGAACGGUGCAACAUGCAGCCGUGCCCAGGCAGCGCUUCCUGGCACAGGCGACCAUGGAAGCCGUGUUCUGUGACCUGUGGCAAGGGAACCAAGCAGCGAAAGCUGGUCUGCAUGUACCAAAAUCAAACGGAGACUGAGGAAGAGAACUGCGCUUAUCUUGCAAGACCCAAAGCGCAGAAACUCUGCAGGGCAGGACCGUGCCCCAGCUGGAAAGCAAACAAGUGGCGAACGUGCUCGGUUAGUUGUGGUGCUGGUGUACAGACGCGUGAGGUGUACUGUAGAUUAAAAGGCAAAGGUCGUGUGGAAGAGAAAAUGUGUAAUGCCCAUCUUCGUCCCAGCAGCCUGCAGCCAUGUGUGUUUGCUGACUGCCAUCCUUACACAUGGUCAGCCAGUGAGUGGCAGGAGUGUAAUGCUACAUGUGGAGAGGGUGUAAGGCAAAGAACUAUCCAAUGUGUGGACAAAGCAAGGAAUUUUGUCUCCGAAAGUCUGUGUGACCCCUCAACCAGACCUGCCCUUAAUCAGCCUUGCUCUAGUGCCCCCUGUCAGUAUAUCUGGGUAACUGCAGCUUGGACACAGUGUUCUAUGAGCUGUGGGGAAGGUUACCAGCAAAGAACAGUAUCAUGCUCUGCUGUGCCCUAUGCUUGGGACCAGCUGGUAAUUGGUGCCCAUUCCUAUAUUGAAGUUUUGCCUUCUGAGUGCCCACAGCCUCCCCCACCCCACAGCAGACCGUGUCAGCUAUCAGAAUGCCCACUGCCUGCGUACUGGAAAGUUGGAGCAAUGAGCAAGUGUUCUCAGACAUGUGGUGCUGGGGUGAUGAAAAGGACAGUAGAGUGUCUCACUGCUGAAAAUAUACCCUCCAAAAAUUGUUCUUUGUCCAGUCGGCCUUCAUCCCUGGUAGCCUGCAGACUAAGAAAUUGUGAAUUGUUUUCUACCUGUAAGGAGCUUCAGAUGAAAGACGACAUUAGAAAAGACGGUGAACAUCACCUCCGAGUUAAAUCAAAAAUUCUUCAGAUUUACUGUGCAGACAUGCAGACUUACUUUCCAAAGGAGUAUGUGACCCUGCGCAGUGGCCAGACAGACAACUACUCAGAGGUGUAUGGAAACAGGUUGAACAACCCCUUUGAAUGCCCACAUAAUGGCAGCAGGCGUCAGGACUGUGCUUGCAGAAAUGAUUAUCAUGCAAUGGGCUACACUCUCUUUUACAGAGUCAGGCUGGACCUCACUGCCAUGAAAAUAAUCACCACAGAUAUGCAGUUUUCUCAGACCCUUCUUGGCCGUCCUGUUCCCUUUGCUACUGCCGGGGACUGUUACAGCGCUGCUAGGUGUCCGCAGGGUCAGUUCAGCAUUAAUCUCACUGGGACAGGACUAAAGGUUGCUAAAACAACUAAAUGGGUCCCUAAUGGAAACUAUGUCUCAGUCAAAGUCCACAGAUCAGAGGAUGGGACACGGAUUUACGGCCGCUGUGGGGGAUUCUGUGGAAAGUGUCUGCCCAAUCCUUACACCGGCCUUCUUGUUCAACUCCAGUAAAAUAGACUCGAAUCGAGUCUGCAUGGGUACAUUUUUUUCAGGGUCUAAGAACUGCA
This is a messenger RNA of Trichomycterus rosablanca, 5960 nucleotides long. Its product is annotated as A disintegrin and metalloproteinase with thrombospondin motifs 20-like. Gene Ontology annotation, molecular function: zinc ion binding; metalloendopeptidase activity. Gene Ontology annotation, cellular component: extracellular matrix. The record is from RefSeq and is a predicted model, not a curated record. Gene Ontology annotation, biological process: proteolysis; extracellular matrix organization. The coding region runs from base 193 to 5904 and encodes 1903 amino acids. NCBI's taxonomy places the organism in Eukaryota, Metazoa, Chordata, Actinopteri, Siluriformes, Trichomycteridae. The transcript has 38 exons.